This is a messenger RNA of Neoarthrinium moseri, 906 nucleotides long. RefSeq lists its product as uncharacterized. Gene Ontology annotation, molecular function: transmembrane transporter activity. Bases 1 to 906 code for a protein of 301 amino acids. The record is from RefSeq and is a predicted model, not a curated record. NCBI's taxonomy places the organism in Eukaryota, Fungi, Ascomycota, Sordariomycetes, Amphisphaeriales, Apiosporaceae. The transcript is spliced from 5 exons. Gene Ontology annotation, biological process: transmembrane transport.
AUGCUGUCGAGCACUUUCCUCUUCGCCACCGAUAACAUCAUUGUUGCAGAUGCGCAACCAGCCAUUGUGAAUGACUUCGGCCCCAUCGAACUGCUUCCCUGGAUCUGGACUGGCUUCGCGUUGGAGAACAUGACGAUACUCUCGUGGGGCAAAGCAUAUGGCAUCUUCAACAUGAAAUGGAUAUAUAUUCAACAUUCUGCUCUUCGAAGUGGUAGCGCCAUAUGUGGUGCAGCGCCAACCAUGGACGUGCUCGUCGUCGGUCGUAUCAUUGCCGGCGUUGGAGGGUCCGGCAUGUACUCGGGCACCCUCAGUUAUGUCUCCAUCCUCGCAAACGAAAAGGAGAAACCAGUGUAUGUGGCAGGUAGUACUGACUUGUGGGGAAUUGGCAGUGUGCUUGGGUCGGUGGUUGGCCGUGUGUUUGCUGCCAGCCCUCCUACGUGGCGAUGGGGCUGCUAUAUCAAUCUUGUCGUUGGUGCAGUCUUUGCACCGGUCUAUAUCUUCCUCUUUCCUAGCGUGAUUCCGAAGCCAGCUAGCUCGUGCUGUCUAACAAUGGUCACCUCCUUCGGCGGUCUCGUCUACGAUUGGGAGUCGACAGCAAUGAUCACCAUGUGGGUGGUGGUUAGCGUACUAUUGAUAGCUUCUAUCUUGGCAUUGAGAUAUCAUCCCGGAUUGGCGAAGGAAGACCGACUUUACCCUGUGCACUAUCUCAAAAAUCCCUUGAUGCUCAACAUUCAGCAUCAGGUAUUCUUGUCGUCCGGGAUAAUUCUCAGCGGGACCUACUAUAUUCCCCUAUAUUUUCAGUUUGUUAGAGUACGUCAGGUUACCAUCUUGAAUCAUGAAGGCAGCGUCCUCACAGUAGACAGGGCGAUUGACCAUUGGACGCUGGCGUGCGUCUCCUACCUCUGA